This is a messenger RNA of Drosophila innubila, 1860 nucleotides long. RefSeq lists its product as uncharacterized. The coding region runs from base 1 to 1821 and encodes 606 amino acids. The record is from RefSeq and is a predicted model, not a curated record. NCBI's taxonomy places the organism in Eukaryota, Metazoa, Arthropoda, Insecta, Diptera, Drosophilidae. The transcript has a single exon.
AUGAACGAAAGUAGAAUUCCCUUGGACAAGGCUACACUAAACGACCUACUGAAGCCCUUCAAGGAGUUCGGCAUUGAAAUUGAUGAGAUAGAUGCACACUCUCAAUACGGGACAAAAGCUCUUUAUUCACUUAAAAACCAUAUUGAAGAUGUCAAAUAUAAAAAUUUUGUAAAGAUUAUUGACGACAUAUUAAAAGAAAUAAGAGCGAUUUCAGUCCCGUAUGAGCAAGGAUUUCGUUCUGAGUUGCUAAAUGGCGAUAACUAUGAGAUUGAAACGCUCGCAAAUUUUGCCGAUUGGGCACUUAGCUUUAAGUCUGAUUCACCUAGUAUGACAUUGCAUACGUUGAGUUAUGACUUGGAUGGUAAAUCUGGUGUUUUUUACGUAGUAAAGACUUUUAAGAUUCUAGCGCAAGGCUAUGAGAUGUUCAACGAAAUGUGUAGAUCAAAACAAUCGACACAACAAUUUUUGAACACAGUGUACACGGAUGUUGCACUCACUCAACUGAAGGGCCACAUCAUGAUGGAGUCUGUGGAAGUUAUUCUUCGACUCAAUAGCGGAGAUGAAUUAACGAACUUUAGAAACCGAACUCGUGAAAAAUUUCGAAAUUACACUACAGAUGUUUACAAUUCGCUUAUGGAGGCGAUGGAGGCAAUGGAAGGUCAGAAUCGAAGUGUCUGGCGUUGUGAUCCCGAUGAACACAUCCCUAAGGUCACCUACGAUGAGGUCACACGAUUACUCCAAGGCUAUAUUGAGAACAAAGUGGAUCUAGAUACCGACGGGUCAUGCCGUAAGACCUGUGGCUAUUAUCAAAAUGCACGCAGCCAGGGUUGCUUCAAGAGUUAUGCCAAGUUUUGUGGACAACAGCCCAAGUGUUCGGGUAAUGUCUACAAUUGUCAGUCCGAGGAUUUCGAUAUGACGGUGUGUCAGUCUCCAAGCGGAAGCAGUCGUCGCUACGAUUACAUUCAUUAUGAGAAUGGAAGAUAUCUGGGAGAGAGCAAGAAAUGUGAGAGAGGCACAACGAAUAAAGUGGAAAUCUGGCACCGUUGGAUUGUCCAGAAUUGCAGAUACUGUUUCUGCCUCUGUGACGAGCAGGGUCCAAAAUCUGAUCGAUACUUCAAUCUACGAGAGGCCAUUGCUGAUGUCGAGGAGAAUAAGGUGGUGACUGGACUGAGGUUUGUGAAGAAAAAUCGUGUAUUCCAUUUACAGAUACAGCAGGCAAAUCUUAUGCCCCACGGCGUCGUCGAUAUUAAGACAGUCGAGUGGAAACCCGUUGAUGAAUACGAGAUAACGGAUGCAAACAUUGUCAGUGGACUGGAUUAUCAUGCAUUAAACUAUUCCAGUCGCUCAAUAGAUCUGGAUAAUAUUAUGAACCCAAAGGACAAUAGUUCUGUGGUAACCGGAAUACGUUUCCGUGUCUUGGGAUCACACCUGAAUCUUAUGGCACAAUUAACUAAAUUCGAUUUCAAAACUGGAAGGCUUCUACAACCAAAAGUCAACAGCAUCUGGCAAUCAAACGAUGGCAAAAAAAGGGAAAAAAUCAAUCUAGAUAAUCUGGAUGUGCCGACACGUACAAAUGACAAAUCUUUACCACUAUCCGAGCAUAACCAAUAUCUGGAUUUUGUCAAUUCUGGAAUGGAUCAGGAUGUGGCGCAAACUACUCUACCAUUUAUCGAUAUACAGGAUGUUGUAUCCGAACCACCAGCACCGUUAGCCGGCAUUGGCAUCUACUAUAAGUCAAAUUCUGGCUAUGGCGGCUUUGUUGCACCAAAAAUUAUCACAUACAACUUGGCACCUCAGCCUCAGAUGUCAGAGAUCAGUUAAUAAAAUUAUUCAACAUGCGAAUUGAUAACUAACUUUAAU